Messenger RNA from Thunnus maccoyii (southern bluefin tuna), 2158 nucleotides. Its product is annotated as interleukin-18-like. The record is from RefSeq and is a predicted model, not a curated record. NCBI's taxonomy places the organism in Eukaryota, Metazoa, Chordata, Actinopteri, Scombriformes, Scombridae. Bases 180 to 785 code for a protein of 201 amino acids. The transcript is spliced from 7 exons.
UAAAGCUCUGACUGCUGUAUUUUCACUUCCGUCUAUCGUCCCACCGCUUCAAAUUUCCCGAGAGCAGAUUUCGGUGUGGCAGUUGGUGACAAGCCUAGGAGGAGAGGUGUGGACGAGCCGCCCGAGGACAGAGAGAAACCCGCCGGUUUUCAUCGCGUAUCAAACAAAAGGUCUACCUGAUGUCUACCAAGAACUGCCUCCCUUUUCACUUUGUUGGUAUUUGUAAGAAUGCUUUCUACUUUAAAGGGACUGGAGAAGAUGAAGAUCUGGAUGAAGACGGUCUCCAAAAGUCCAAAGCACCAUGCAAGUUCUACUGGAUCCAAAGCCAGUGCAGCAAAUUCCUGAUUUAUGAUGAGGACAAAUUUGAAGCACAACCCUUAAGUAUAUACGGGCAACGUCAGUCUGAGUGCAAGUUCUGCAUCCAGAUUUAUAGCUUUGUCCCUAAAACAGUGGACGAGAAAAAAGAUGAGAAGGGCACUACAGUUGUGCUAUACACCAAGGCAGAUGGCAAGAUGAUGGUGGCAUGCUGCAGUGAGAAUGAGAUCAAGCCUGUGGAAAUGAAUCUUCCAGAUGAAAUUGAGGAAGAUCAACACAAGGUGGUGUUCUUAUUGAAGAAAAUCCCCUCAGACUCUAACACAUUCAUGUUUGAGUCCUAUGAAAACAAGGGAAAAUUCCUAGCAUUUGAGCCUGAGUAUGAUUCCAGUUUUGAGAAACUGGUCCUGCGUAGUAAAGUUGAUGAAGUGGAUGUAGGUUGCGAGUGGCAGCUUUCGACUUGCAGUGACUAAUGUGAUUGACUGAUUGAAAACAUCUGUUUUUACAUCACCCUGUUUGUUUCAUUAAGGAUAAAUUGUUUUUCCUGUUUCAUAAUUCAGCAUCAACCUGCUGCCGUUACUACUACUAUACAAAACACAACUAGGACGACACAGAAAAGAUCUUUUGUGUAGUCAGCAGAGUUCAGCAGUUUAGUAUUUGAGAGAAACUGGAGAUUUGAGUCAAAGAGAUUAUUUUCCUUCAUUUAGUAAUUUCAAAUAUAAAACAUGAACUACAACUUGCUUCAACAAGAACACAUACAUUACUUUAAUUGAUCAAACCAGUGAAAUCCUGAUUAAAUAAACUAAAUUAGGUAACCUUUUGUUCUGACCAGUCACACUAUUUCACCGUCUGGCAGUUUAUCUUUUGUGAAACAAGGGGUGUUCCAAACUUUACUGUUAUUCUUUUUAGAUGUGAUUGCAACUUUAAAAUGCUUGAGUAUGUUUUUACAGUUUUAUCAUGUUUAAAUUUGCAACAGUGCAUAUUUAAACAUGAAAGAUUUCUAUUGUGACUUUUUGAAGCAUUCCCACUGCUGCAUGGGCCAUAAUUCACCCAUGUACACAUGUACAGAAUUGAUUUUUUAAAAACUACACCUGUUAUUUGAAUAAUAGCUAUUUUUAAACAUUUUGUACCUUUUUUACUCUUCUGUCAUAGUACACAUUGUGUAUAUUUUUAGGUCAUAAAAUGUGAAAAUAUGAAAAUGUCUAUAAAUCCAACUUUAUUCCAGCAUGGCAGGAACAGUGCACUUUUCUUGCCAUAUCUCAUUUUGUGCGUAUAAUCUGAAACAUAAAUUGAACAGACAUUACAAAUUGACAAUGAGUAAACAGACCAACACCAAACUUUUAAGCUCUUAUAACAUUUACUGCAUGAGCAUUGUGACAAUAGACUGAAUCCACAAAUCAGAUCUUACAGCUAUAAACUGUAACGCUCAGUCAAGCAGUACAAAUGUGACGCUUUUUGUCAUUUUUAAAUAGCUACAUGCAAGGACUGUGUGCGUAUACCAGAUGUAAAUGUUCCAAGAUUACAUGAUAACGUGAAGUUUUGAUUAGCCUGCCAGCAAGUUCAAUGAAUAAAUGAACAUGAGAGCUGUAUUUGCAGCUGUUAAUUUUAGCCCCAUUGCCAUUCUGCUGGACAUGCACCAGUAGGUUGAGUGUUGCUGGAUGGCUUGAAUUGAUGAUGUAAUUCGGAUCUUGCCUCCCUUACCUUUAAAGAAGGCUGUUGAAAAUAUGAAGAGAGCAUGUAAGUGUCCUCCUAAAAGUCUUAAGUUAUUGUAUGUUCAACACAGUAUAUAUUUGUCUGGUCCUUUUUGUAUUACAUGAUGUAAAUUAAACGGUGUUGCCAACAAGAA